GGCUACAACCCUGCGCCUGUUUACGAAUUUCUGCUGAAUUUCCCCAAAAACUGAAACCUGAAAAAAUCUGGAAAUUUGUAACUCGUUAAGUUCCGUAAAUUUACGAUGAUUCACAGUUUAUUUAUCGUGAAUAGCAGCGGCGACGUGUUUCUGGAAAAACACUGGCGGUCUGUGGUGUCCCGCACCUGCGUGUCCUAUUUUUUAGAUGUCCACCGAGAGUCGGCUAACGAUGUCCCGCCCGUGCUCUCCACACCCCACCACUAUCUUGUGUCCGUCCAGCGCUCGGGAAUCUCGCUCGUGGCCGCGUGCAAACAUGAAUUCCCACCGCUCUUCGUGAUCGAGUUUCUGCACCGCGUGGUGGACACGUUCGAGGACUACUUUUCCGAGUGCAAUGAAAACGUGAUCAAAGAAAACUACGUCAUCGUUUAUGAGCUACUCGACGAGAUGCUGGACAACGGGUUCCCGCUGGCCACCGAGUGCAAUAUCCUGAAGGAGCUGAUUAAACCACCGAACAUUUUGCGUACGAUCGCCAACUCCGUAACGGGCAAGUCCAAUAUCAGCGGAACAUUACCCUCGGGGCAGCUGUCGGCCAUUCCGUGGAGACGCACGGGAGUCAAGUACACCAACAACGAGGCAUACUUUGAUGUCGUGGAAGAGGUGGAUGCUAUCAUCGACAAAAAUGGACAGACCAUCUGUGCGGAAAUUCAAGGAUAUAUCGACUGCUGCAUCAAGCUGAGUGGAAUGCCGGACCUGUCUCUGUCGUUUAUGAAUCCGCGCCUCUUCGACGACGUUUCAUUCCAUCCGUGUGUUCGCUUCAAGCGUUGGGAAUCGGAGCGCAUUCUUUCCUUUAUCCCACCGGACGGGAACUUUCGCCUCAUGUCCUACCACGUAGGAUCGCAAAACAUUGUCGCCAUUCCGAUCUACGUGCGGCAUAAUCUGGUGCUACGAUCUGGCGAACAGUCUAGAUUAGACAUUACGGUUGGACCAAAAACCACGAUGGGCCGAACUGUAGAAGGCGUUAAAUUAGACAUCUGCAUGCCGAAAGCAGUGACAAACUGUUCGCUGGUGGUGAACCAGGGCAAGUACACGUACGACACGGUCAACAAAGUGCUUCACUGGGACAUCGGAAGGAUUGAUGCCGCGAAACUUCCAAACAUACGUGGAACGGUAUCUGUCGCUUCCACUAACUCUACACUCGAAACCACGAUCGAUAGAGUGCACUUCACCAUCUCCCAGAUGGCAGUUUCGGGACUGAAAGUGAACCGUCUCGAUAUGUACGGCGAAAAAUACAAACCUUUUAAAGGAGUAAAGUACGUGACGAAAGCGGGCAAAUUCCAAAUCCGUAUGUAGGGAAACCGGAAUCGGAUGUAAAAUUAAAGGCAUAUUAUCUCAUAAUAAAAUUGUAUUCUCAAUACCAACCUUU
Anopheles darlingi is the source of this 1423-nucleotide messenger RNA. It is a transcript of the gene carmine, whose product is annotated as AP-3 complex subunit mu-2. Gene Ontology annotation, cellular component: clathrin adaptor complex; cytoplasmic vesicle. Gene Ontology annotation, biological process: intracellular protein transport; endocytosis. The transcript is spliced from 8 exons. The record is from RefSeq and is a predicted model, not a curated record. Lineage: Eukaryota; Metazoa; Arthropoda; Insecta; Diptera; Culicidae. Bases 106 to 1350 code for a protein of 414 amino acids.